Messenger RNA from Blepharisma stoltei, 816 nucleotides. NCBI's taxonomy places the organism in Eukaryota, Ciliophora, Heterotrichea, Heterotrichida, Blepharismidae. The record is from the annotation of a GenBank genome assembly.
AUGAGCAGUGAUAUCCAAAUACCUAUAAAAUUUAAUGAUUCUGAUUUUCGAGAGGUUCAAAUUCAAGAUCAAUCAGAAAACCCUAGAUCUCCCUUUAUAUUAAUUCCAGCAGGAUCAAGACCUGGUGGCUUUCAGCCAAUACCUUUAUCUCAGCUUAAUUCUGUCCCACCACUAGUAUCCCCAUUAGACCCGAAAGAUAUAAAAUACAAAAAUGUACUCAAAUCUUCCAAAAAAGUGCGCUAUAUCUCUAUUCUUGAUAUGGUUUACUGUCUCUCUUAUAUAAUAAUCGGCGAAUUCAUCCUAGUAUUUCUUGUUAUUUUUGGGCUUUUAGGAUUUUUUUCUUCAUAUAAACUCCAUAGAAGCUUAUCAAUGUCAUAUAUAAUAACUCUUAUGUUUGUUAUGAUUUUGAAAUUAUUAAUAGCAGCAGAUGAAAAUGAGUUAGGUUUUGCGGGCUUAAUGAUCUUAUAUUUUAUAUUAGAAGGAAUUUCUUUAUAUUUUUCUAUCAAAUUUUUUAAAAUUUUGGGAACUCUGGAGCCAAAAGAAAGGCUGGAGCUGUUAGCCUUACAGAAUGGGCCAAAUCGAUCAAAUAGAGGGUUAGCAAGGUCAGAAACUGCAAGACCUAUUCAAAUUCCUGCAGGCCCUCCCGCGAAUGAAUCAGUGCAAGAUAACAGUUCUCAGCUGGGUGCUGAUUUUGAGGCCCCAGGUCUCAAAAAUUUGCAGCCAAUUCAAGAAUUCCCAAGUAUAGUACAUUAUUCAGAAGGUGAAGGAACUGAACAGCAUGAUAGGCCCCUGAAUCCAAGCGAUAGAUUAGAAUAA